Molecule: messenger RNA, 2155 nt
Organism: Hemibagrus wyckioides
Lineage: Eukaryota; Metazoa; Chordata; Actinopteri; Siluriformes; Bagridae
Gene: ddx59
Product: DEAD (Asp-Glu-Ala-Asp) box polypeptide 59
Exons: 7
Coding region: 209-2098 (629 amino acids)
Molecular function (GO): ATP binding; RNA helicase activity; nucleic acid binding
Source: RefSeq, a predicted model, not a curated record
CGGCCAAUGUCGUCAUAGUUGCGCGACAGCAGCAGCAUAAACAAGCAGCACGACAGGCUCUGUAGUUUCUUUAAACGUUUUCUGGUUUAAAACAAAUGUCUUGUGAUGUCUUCUUGUCCUAGAAGGCAACUGUAAGUUAGUGAUAUUUUAAUCUUUAUGAAUGUAUUAGUUUUGUGUGCGGCAGAUUUGUUAUGAGCCGAAUAGGAAGAUGUUUAUGCCUCGAUCAGUAAAGGUUAAGAGAGCUUCUGACAGUCAGAUAACCCCUGAGGUGAAGAAAAGCAAAGGAAACUUGGAUGACACUGCAACUGUUUCAGAUGCUACAGAGUCACAGGGUGUGGAUAAAUGUUUGCCACUGAAAACUGAAGAGAAACCAGACGAAUCGCAUAAAGACGACACGUUAUUACAAAGCGAAGAGUUGGUAAGAAAUGAGACAGAGGUGACUGAAGAGGUGCAGGAAGAGGAGGAUCCUGUAAAAUCGUUCAAGAAAAGCCAGAGAUGGCCAAACCCAGGAGAACCUGUCUGUGUCAUGUGCGGCCGUUAUGGCGAGUACAUCUGCGACAACACUGACAAUGAUGUGUGCAGUCUGGAGUGCAAGGCGAGUCACUUGGCCAGUAUGUGCAUGGGACUUACAGAAAAAGUCUUCUCUAAAAUAAAGGAAGAGGGUACAGGCAUCUCUCCAUCAACAACACUUACUGACCCGACUUCAAACACUGCUGGACUCGGUUACUGCUAUCAAGAGGAUGCCUUCAUAACAGAUCUGACUGAAGACCAGGUUGAAAGGGUGAAGAAAGAAUUGGGAAUUGUUACAGAAGGCCAGGAUGUCCCCAGGCCCAUCAUUGAAUUUGAGCACUGCCGCUUUCCUGAAGCACUCAAGGUGAACUUGAAGAAGGCUGGCUACGAGGCCCCGACUCCUGUCCAAAUGCAGAUGGUUCCUGUAGGUUUGGCUGGGAGAGAUGUGAUUGCCACAGCUGACACAGGAUCUGGAAAAACUAUUGCCUUCCUGCUUCCAGUGGUGGUUCGUUGUUUGGAGAAAGAAGCAGGUUCUUUACCCAGUCCUGUGAGUGUGAUUCUGACUCCAACCCGGGAGCUGGCUAUCCAAAUCGAGACACAGGUAAAGGAGCUGAUUAUAGGCCUGCCUAACAUGAGGACUGCACUACUGGUUGGAGGGAUGCCUCUACCCCCUCAGCUACAUCGGCUCAAACAGAAAAUUAAGAUUGUGAUCGCCACUCCGGGACGUCUCAUCGAGAUUCUGAAACAAAAGGCUGUCCAGCUUGACUGUGUAAGGGUCAUGGUUGUUGAUGAGGCUGACACCAUGCUGAAGAUGGGAUUCCAACAACAAGUGCUGGAGAUUUUGGAGCACAUCCCUGACGACCAUCAGACUUUGCUCACGUCUGCCACGAUACCUGCAGGAACGGAGCUGCUAACAUCUCGUCUGACCAGCGAUCCCGUGCGCAUUACAGUCGGCCAGAAGAAUCAACCCUGCGCUAACGUUCGCCAGAUCGUUGUCUGGGUAGAGGAGCCAUCGAAGAAGAAGAAGCUGUUUGAGAUUCUGAAUGAUGGAAAACUCUACCAGCCUCCUGUGGUGGUGUUUGUGGACUGCAAACUUGGCGCUGACCUCUUAUGUGAGGCUGUACACAAAGUUCUGGGUUUAAAUACCAUAGCCAUUCACUCUGACAAGACACAGUGGGAGCGCAACAAAAUCCUCAAGGGUCUGCUCGAGGGCCAGUAUGAUGUGGUGGUUAGUACAGGUGUACUGGGGAGAGGACUGGAUCUGGUCAACGUCAAGCUGGUGGUGAAUUUCGAUAUGCCAACAAACAUGGAUGAGUAUGUUCAUCAGAUUGGUAGAGCAGGAAGACUCGGGCACAGAGGAACGGCAAUCACCUUCAUGAACAACAACAAUAAACGUUUGUUUCUGGAGAUAGUGGAGAGAGUAAAGCCGACUGGCUCCCAGCUUCCACCGCAACUCCUCAACUCCCCACAUCUACACGAUCAGCAAAGAAGAGCCAGAAAAAGUCUUAAACCAGGAGGUGAUAUUGUGACCAAGAGCAAUAUCAUUGACAUUAUUAAAAGGCAUGACAGGAGCCAUUUUAAGAAGUAAUGUUGUAUUUUUUUUUUAUACAAGAUAGAUAUAUAUAUAUAUACACAAUGUUAAUUU